AUGAAUACAUCCUUGACCGAGUCCUUCGGGAUUGCUAUCUUGGAAGCAGCAUGUGCAGGGUUAUAUGUAGUAUCUACUCGUUUGGGAGGGAUCCCAGAAAUUCUGCCACCGGAUAUGGUCAGUUUUGCAAAGCCAGAUGAGGACGAUGUUUUCCGAGCCAUCUCAGAAGCUAUUCAAAUAGUCUCCAGAAAUGGACACAAUCUGGUUCUUGCCCAUGAGUGCGUCAAGACGUUCUAUGACUGGGAAAAAGUCGCCGGGAGGACAGAAAAGGUUUAUAACACUGUUAUGGAAUCACCACAACGUGAUUUAUGGGAUCGCAUCUAG
This is a messenger RNA of Marasmius oreades (fairy-ring Marasmius), 324 nucleotides long. RefSeq lists its product as uncharacterized. Gene Ontology annotation, molecular function: phosphatidylinositol N-acetylglucosaminyltransferase activity. The coding region runs from base 1 to 324 and encodes 107 amino acids. Gene Ontology annotation, cellular component: glycosylphosphatidylinositol-N-acetylglucosaminyltransferase (GPI-GnT) complex. The record is from RefSeq and is a predicted model, not a curated record. Lineage: Eukaryota; Fungi; Basidiomycota; Agaricomycetes; Agaricales; Marasmiaceae. Gene Ontology annotation, biological process: GPI anchor biosynthetic process. The transcript is spliced from 2 exons.